CCGCCCCGCGCGCUGCUGUCGCUUCGUCACGCCCUGCUCCGCCCGGCCAGGUCUUAAAUAGGAGACGAUCGUCUUGGAAGGUCGAAAUGUUCGCGUGUGCCGCUAAACUGUCGUCCACUGAGCAAGGAUGCGAAUAAGUCUUUUUCUUCAGUAUUUACUUGAGAUCGCUCGCUGUAACUCGCCAGUGAGAACUGCGGCAUCAACGUGGGAGCUUCUUUAUUUCGAGGGUCCACUGCAAGCAAACCCUGUGCUAUGUUUCAAGAUGUCCUGGGAAAAACCUUCAGACUUCUUGGAUAUACCAUUCAGUAUGGCUGCAUAGCACACUGUGCCUUUGAAUACGUUGGAGGAAUUGUUGUGUGUUCUGGACCUUCAAUGCAGCCAACAAUUCAAAAUUAUGAUAUUGUUGUUUUGGACAACCUUAGCCGCCAUUUUUAUAGCAUUCAAAAAGGUGAUAUUGUAAUUGCAAAAAGCCCAAGUGACCCAAAAUCAAAUAUCUGUAAAAGAGUAAUUGGCUUGGAAGGAGACAAAGUCUGUACAAGCAGUCCUUCAAAUUUCCUUAAGAGUCAUAGUUAUGACCCAUUUCUAAACAUCAAUGGUAAGUCCCAACCCAGUGCCCCAAGGCAGGAAAUCCAGGGGUCAGAAAAACCCACGCAGAAAAAAAGCAGGUUGGCACGUCCGGAGGCAGCACGUGGUUCCCAAAAAUGGAGCCUGACUGACCAGUACACUUAUUGUUACCCCAGUAACAAUAGUGUUAUUGUUUUAAGUGUAUUGUUUUAAGUGUAAGAGCCAUAUUGUUUUAAGUGUACUGUACCUUUAUGUAGCCAAACUCUGUGUUAGGUUAUACAUACAUUCAAAUCACACAUUCUUUAAUGAGUAAAAAAAAAAAAAAUAGCAAUUAUACU
Alligator sinensis (Chinese alligator) is the source of this 902-nucleotide messenger RNA. It is a transcript of the gene IMMP1L, whose product is annotated as inner mitochondrial membrane peptidase subunit 1. Gene Ontology annotation, molecular function: serine-type endopeptidase activity. Gene Ontology annotation, cellular component: membrane; mitochondrial inner membrane peptidase complex. Lineage: Eukaryota; Metazoa; Chordata; Crocodylia; Alligatoridae. Bases 253 to 777 code for a protein of 174 amino acids. The record is from RefSeq and is a predicted model, not a curated record. The transcript is spliced from 5 exons.